GUGGAGCAGUGUACAGUGGAGCGGAGGCAGCGCGGCUCCGCGAGCUCCUCUCCACUUUCCCAUAGAGAGCCCCUGACUGGCCGCUGAGGGCGAGCCAUACACACGCCCUCGCGCCGCGGCGAGCCCGCGAGGUAGGCGCCCGCCAUCCGCAGCCUUCGCGGGCGCUCUCCCGCACUUUCUGUUUUCCGACUCACUUGCGAGCCGCCGGGGCUGCAGCCCGAGGACUCCGCGGCUGGAGCGGCGGCGGCGGCGGCAGCCGGUUACUAUCAUCUGACAAAGGCUCUGCUGCUGUUCAUCUUCCUGUGGACCUCCGUUUACCUUCUUCUCGGAAUCCUGCUGCAUCACAGAAGCCGGAAGUUCUGAUGUUCCAUUGAAAUCACAAUGGAAAGUCUUGACUUGACUGGACACAGUGAUGAAAGGCAGUAAUAGAAAUAAAGAACAUUCAUCAGAAGGAGAAGGGGCUGGAAAACGACCAAAACGGAAGUGUCUUCAGUGGCAUCCGUUGUUAGCCAAGAAACUUCUUGAUUUUUCAGAAGAGGAGGAAGAAGACGAGGAAGAGGAAGAUAUUGAUAAAGUUCAUCUUCUUGAGGCGGAUGGCCUAGAGCAAGAUGUUGGUGAAACUGAAGACGAUGAGUCACCAGAGCAGCGAGCUCGGAGACCAAUGAAUGCAUUUCUUUUAUUUUGCAAGCGUCAUCGCUCUCUUGUCCGACAGGAACACCCAAAGCUUGAUAACCGAGGUGCUACCAAGAUACUAGCUGAUUGGUGGGCUGUUCUUGAUCCAAAGGAAAAGCAGAAAUAUACAGACAUGGCCAAGGAGUAUAAAGAUGCAUUUAUGAAAGCAAAUCCUGGCUACAGAUGGUGCCCUACUACAAACAAGCCUGUAAAAUCACCAACACCCACUGUCAAUCCACGGAAGAAACUUUGGGCCUUCCCAUCUGACUCUUCAAGAGAUUUGCCGACCCCCAAGAAGGCAAAGACAGAAGAAAUUCCUCAGCUUAACUUUGGAAUGGCUGAUCCUACUCAGAUGGGAGGCCUGAGCAUGUUGCUGUUAGCUGGAGAACAUGCUCUUGGAACGCCAGAGGCAUCGACUGGGCCUUGCCGGCCUGAUAUUUCAGAGUCACCUGAGUUGCGUCAGAAGUCACCAUUGUUUCAAUUUGCUGAGAUAUCUUCAAGGACAUCCCAACGUGAGGGUCCUUCAAAACAGUGUCAAGCAUCAGCUCUGUUUCAGUUUGCAGAGAUUUCUUCAAGUACUUCACAGUUGGGUGGCGCUGAGCCCGUGAAACGCUGUGGAAAUUCUGCACUCUUUCAGCUGGCAGAGAUGUGUCUGGCAUCAGAGGGGAUGAAAAUGGAAGAAACAAAGCUAAUAAAUUCAAAAGAAUCAGAUGAUGGAAGAAUGAAAGAGAUGGAAAAGGGGAAGGAAGAGAGAGACAUAAAAGUGGAGAAAAACAAUGAAGCUGGGUUCCAGAAAGAAGCAGAAUUUGAGAAACCAUCUAAGGGAAAUAUAAGGGAGUCUAAGGACUUCAGAAACUUCGAAGAGCUACAAGUGGAUAAUGUAAUGGCUGUAAAAUUGGAAGACCCCAAAGAAAUGAGAAAGGAACCAGAGGAUGAUCAGAAAUACAGCCACUUCCCUGAUUUUUCUUACUCUGCCAGUAGCAAGAUAAUAAUUAGCGAUGUCCCCAGUAGAAAAGAUCACAUGUGCCACCCUCACGGAAUUAUGUUCAUCGAGGACCCCACCAUGCUAAACAAACCAGAAAAGAUAAAAAAGAAAAAGAAGAAAAACAAACUGGAUCGACAUGGAAGUGACAAAUCCACACCCAAGAAGACCUGCAAGAAGAGGCAGUCUUCGGAGUCCGACAUCGAGAGUGUCAUGUACACCAUAGAAGCUGUUGCAAAGGGAGACUGGGGUGUUGACAAGCUUGGAGAAACCCCAAGAAAGAAGGUCCGCACCUCCUCAAGUGGCAAGGGAGGCAUUUUGGAUGCCAAGCCACCAAAGAAAAAGGUGAAGUCAAAAGAGAAGAAGGCUUCCAAGGAGAAGUGCUCAGACAUCAUCAAGGAGUCACGACCUCCGGAUUUCCUUACUAUUUCUGCCAGCAAGAAUGCUCCUGGGGAGGGGCCAGAGGGCAUAAAAGCAGAGCCAUUGACGCCCACAGAGGAUGCACUGCCACCUAGCCUACCAGGGCAGACUAAGCCUGAGGACAGUGACUGCCACAGAAAAACAGAGACCUGUGGCUCCAGGAAAUCAGAGAGGUCUUGCAAAGGUGCUCUUUAUAAAACCCUGGUGUCAGAGGGCAUGCUCACCUCCCUGCGAGCUAAUGUUGACAGAGGGAAACGGAGCUCAGGAAAAGGAAAUUCCUCUGAUCAUGAAGGGUGUUGGAGUGAAGAGAGCUGGACAUUUAACCAGAGUGGGACCAGUGGGAGCAAGAAGUUUAAGAAGAAGCUAAGGGAAGACUCCUUCCUUGGUUCGGCAAAGCUGGAUGAGGAAUUUGAAAAGAAAUUCAACAGCCUCCCUCAAUAUAGUCCUCUUACAUUUGACCGGAAAUGUGUAUCUAUUCCAAGGAAAAAGAAGAAGACUGGAAACAUGUCCUCAGAAUCGACUAAAACCAGCAAAGGUCCUUUCCAGUCCCAGAAAAAGAACUUAUUCCACAAAAUUGUCAGCAAAUAUAAGCACAAAAAGGAGAAGCCUAAUGUUCCAGAAAAAGGAAGUGGGGAUAAAUGGUCACACAAGCAAUUCUUCUUGGAUGCCAUUCACCCUACAGAAGCCAUAUUUUCAGAAGACAGAAACACCACAGAGCCUGCUUAUAAGAUUAAAAAUGCCCUAUCCAUUCCCAACACUCCAGAGCCAGCAGCAAUGCAAGAACCUUUGGUGGGCAGCCAAAAGAGAAAAGCAAGGAAAACCAAGAUCACACACCUUGUCAGGACUGCAGAUGGCCGAGUAUCACCAGCAGGAGGUACCUUGGAUGACAAACCAAAGGAGCAACUACAUAGGAGUCUCCCUAAAGUGACUGAGACAUACUGCAGUGAUGAUUGCUCACACAAUACGGUUGAGGAGCCACGGAGCAGUACUCCGGAAAUGCCUGCUGUGUCUGCAUUCUUUAGCCUCGCUGCACUGGCUGAGGUUGCAGCCAUGGAGAAUGUGCACAGAGGUCAGAGGUCAACUCCACUCACCCAUGAUGGACAGCCAAAAGAAAUGCCACAGGCUCCUGUACUGAUUUCUUGUGCUGACCAGUGAAGCGCCCUUUAAUUGUAAAACAUUGUGCUUUACCUACUACCCUAGCCUUGUCUUUACCAGGGAUGCUGGCGAGUCCAUGUGGGAAGUACAGACUGCAGACAAGUGCUUGUUGUCCCACACAGCCCAGAAUCACUUGAAGCAAAACUUAGCAUUCUGGGCCCAUUUGUUGUUUCAGAAGCCACAAGUUCUGAGGGCAGUGUUACUGUGUGAUACUGAGCAAAAGCAAAGUGAUGUGCUUUGCAUGGAAGGAAGGCUUUUGAUGGUGACCAGUGGUAACUUGGUAAAAGGCUGCCUUUACUGUAGCUCAUCCAGCAUCUCUUUUACCAACCAGAGAGUGUGAAACUAGUUUCAUAUAUUACCUAGUUAUUCUUUCAAAACAAACAAAAAAACCCUGACGCACUGCACUAGUUAUUAUUAGAUAUUCUUAGUCUUUUGUACAUGAAGAUUUAAGUUCUAAGAUGGUUUAUAUAAUAGGUUAUACCUACAUUUAUAUUGUAGAAUAAAUAUUAAAAAGCCUGUACCAGAGACUCCUAAGCAGCAUGGGCAGGCAGACGUACCAUUGUUAGCGGUGUAUGCUCGGCCUUGUGGUCCAUAUAUUCUGCACUUUUAUAUUUGCCACCAGAAUGGUAGUGGUAGU
Molecule: messenger RNA, 3866 nt
Organism: Chionomys nivalis (European snow vole)
Lineage: Eukaryota; Metazoa; Chordata; Mammalia; Rodentia; Cricetidae
Gene: Bbx
Product: BBX high mobility group box domain containing
Exons: 18
Coding region: 413-3229 (938 amino acids)
Biological process (GO): regulation of transcription by RNA polymerase II
Cellular component (GO): nucleus
Molecular function (GO): RNA polymerase II transcription regulatory region sequence-specific DNA binding; DNA-binding transcription factor activity, RNA polymerase II-specific
Source: RefSeq, a predicted model, not a curated record